UUGUUUAAAAAACGAACAAUUACAUUCAUUUCAUUUCUGUAAGAAUUAUACACGAGACAUGUAUAUUAGUGAAAUCGUCAUGAAAACGAAGAGAAUUUUGGAAAAUGCAUAACCGCGUUACACGUCCAACGUUAUUGCCAAUUAAUUGGUUAUAUUCGUAAAAACAUUCCGAUUUAUUGUUUAAAUAGUGCUAAGGACGUGUUAUUUGAAGUCAAUUAGAUCUCGCUGCACGUUUUAUGUUCUCUGUUAUACGAGCAUGGGAUCAGAUGAAGGAGAACCUUUAUCCAGUUUUUUCUACAAAAUGUUAAACAAUCCCAAUAAAGAUUUUCAUCAUCGGAUAUCAAACACAUUACCUCAAGCGUUCAGCAUGAACUCCUGCUGGUAAUAGCCGACCCUAUACGCGACAAAUAUGUACGGGAAGUUUAAAGAAGAAUCCCAUCAAAACGGGGACGGCGAACAUCGGGGCCCGGCUUCGGAAACAGCGGGGAAGGUCGCGCAACAAUUCUUGGAUGGAUUGAAAAAGAAACAGGAACCAGCCAAGGCGGGAGCAUGUCUUGGAAAGACGACUAAAGCUGACGUCAUGAAAUGGCUGGAUGCCAAUGACCUUGACCUCAUGCAUCACGUGAUCAUUAUAAAUCAGGGCGAGGCGGUCGAAUAUCUGCUAAAGAACGGAUAUUUCCAGGCUCCGUUCGAGCCCCGGAGCAACCUGUACGCGCACCUGGCAUGCCUGCUGGGCCACCGGACGUGCCUGAACAUCAUCCUACAGUACCGGAAGGACGACAACCGACCCUCCAAUAAACUCACAUACAAACUGAACGGCAAUGGACCUUCAGACAGGAGGAGGGAGAUCAUGCCACUCGAUGUCGCUGCGGAGGCGGGUCAGCUGGCAUGUGUGAAGCAGAUUCUAGACCAGUGCGUCAUCAAGGAACAUCCGGAAUUCGCAAAGUACCCGUAUGUAGCGCUCGCAUGCAUCCCCCAGUCGCAGAUGGCCGUAAAUCUCAUUAUCAAGAAGGACAAACCAGGGCCGGAAGACAUCAAGAAAGCGAUCGAGGUUUCCCUAAAAAAAGCGAGCGCCUUUUGUUUAGACAUUCUGCUUCAAACGAAGAUCAAGACAGACGACAUGUUUGGGAAAAAGAACUUUUUUCACAUGCUGUAUACUUUUAGCAAUACGACGGAAUUCGGAACAGAAGGUUAUCGGCGAUUACCGGAUGUUACGCAAGUUUUAAUUCGUCAUAAAUAUGACGUCAACAAAGCAUCUCCGCCGAACACAUACCCCAUGUACAGCCUGAUCAAGAACUCGCUGUGCAUUCAUGAUUACGGGAACACGAGGCAUUACGUUACCGCCCUCAGAAUGCUCGUGGAUGCAGGUGCGAACCCCAACUUUGACGAAGUUGCUUACGAAACGAAGCUCAACGCCAAAGGUAUCAAAUCUGAGCAUGGCCGGAUGGCGUAUAGUUCCGCCAUGCACUGCUUGUUAGAGACCACGGAAGUGUUCUCGGAGUAUCUAGAAUCGAAGGCUCUCGCCGUCCGGUUCGUUGUCCAGAUGUCCGAAGCGUUAAUUCAGAGCAGAGCGAAGAUCAACGCCCGCGGGAGGCUGGGGGAUAAGGACUGCAACAGGUACGGCACGGUACUUCACCAGUUUGCAAAGUCCAGCGUGAAACUCGGCGUCGACACGGACAUAUUCAAGUAUUUGCUCCGCCAGGGCGCGGACCCGAACGCGAGGGAAGAGAACGGCAAAUACGUCAUUAAUACGUUCUGUGAUACGUUGUUCUCAAGUUUAAAGGAGCUUACGCAUCACGAGAAGCCAAAGGACCACUCUAAUGACGUGGAAACAAUGCUGUCAUUGACGUUGUUCAUGACUCGCGCAUGCGUUAAAGAGACGUUGCAAAUCCUAAAGAAGGACUAUUCCAAAAACACCCCGCAGCACAUUAAGAAGUACUACGAGACAGCGGUUCGGCAAUUGGAAGAAAGGUACCAUGAAGUAUGGCCCCUUAAAAGGAUAUGUAGGACCCUUAUUUGGGAUCUCUGUGAAAGAGACGCGGCUAGGGUAAAGUCUCUACCGACAGACAUUGAGUCGAGAACUUAUAUUCUCCCGAGUAUAUGAGAGCAACGCAACCAAACUGUUAGCUACCCUACACAGUUCAUAUCAUAUUCUACUACUUAAAUUGAUUUAUUUGUUUUAUAAACAAUAAUUUUCGCAUUGCAUUUAUAAAUCGUUUUCAGCCAUAGCGUUAUAAAUGUUACUCAUACAUGUUCUGCUGCAAUCAAUAAGUCAUGAUUGUCUGUAUAUGAGUGUUAUUAUUAUAUCUUGCAGACUCUAGUACUUUGUAGAAAACAACUAUUACCUAUUCCAGAGCUUUAUGACUACAUGUAGCGUCAUCGUGACAGAUGCGUCAUAACGUUAUCUGACAUCGCAUAUACAAAAAAAUGGCUUUGAGCAUUUCAUACUUGAGAUCACGAGUUUAUAAUUUUAAAUGGACUUAACCUCGCAGUGGUUCGUUUUAAUUUGUGAAAAAAACACAAAACCCAUCCCACAACACUAGCAAACGCACAUGAGUAUUGAGUUACCAAAGGUGGGACGAAUGUUGAACUAUAGUUGCAUGCUUUAAAAAGUUAAGUCUUACAUAGUUUAAAAGUUCCACGAAUGUAGAAACCGGAUAAAUGGUUCCAAUUUAUAUUUAAUCAUAAAGUUUCAGGCGAUUUGUCAGAAACACAAUGCCCCCUUUUGCGCCGCUUUGAAGCCAUAAAUUUGACCUUUGACCUUAAAUGAUGACCUUUCACCACUCAAAACGUGCAGCUCCAUGAGAUAAACAUGCAUGCCAAACAUCAAGCUGCUAUCUUCAAUAUUAAAAAAGUUAUGACCAAACUUUAACGAAGAUAAAAGUUUUAGGAAAGAACAAGAGAUGUGUUCGUCAGAAACACAAUGCCCCCUUUUGCGCAGCUUUGAAUCCAUAAAUUUGACAUUUGACCUUAAAGGAUGACCUUGACCAUUCACCGCUCCAAAUGUGCAGCUCCAUGAGAUACACAUGCAUGCCAAAUAUCAAUUUGCUAUCUUCAAUAUUAAAAAAAGUUAUGACCAAACUUUAACAAAGGUUAAAGUUUUAAGAAAGAAAAAAAACAAUGAUCUUUGACCUUGAAGGAUGACCUUGACUUUUCACCACUCAAGCUGUGCAGCUUCUUGAGAUACGAAUGCAUGCCAAAUAUGAAGUUGCUAUCUUCAAUAUUGCAAAAGUUAUAAAACUUUAACCAAGGUUGAAGUUUUGAGACAGAAUGACGGAAUGACAGGCCAAAAACAAUAUACCCCCAAUCAUUCGAUCCGGGGGCAUAAAAAAACAAUGAUAUUUUACCUUUGACCUUGAAGGAUGACCUUGACCUUGACUUUUCACCACUCAAAAUGUGCAGCUCCGUGAGAUACACAAUGAUUGCCAAAUAUGAAGUUGAUAUCUUCAGUAAUAUAAAAGUUAUGAAACUUUAACCAAGGUUAAAGUUUUGGGACACACACAUACAAUGACUGACUGACACAAUGACAGACAGACAGGCCAAAAACAAUAUACCCCUGAUCUUUCGAUCCGGGGGCAUAAAACAUGUAUUAUGUGAGAAGGUUGCAUGCAUAGCAUGAACUUUAUGACUAGGCCAUAAGAAAAUGUUCAUUUGUUUUUAUUAACAUCGCUAACAAAAUUGAAAUAAUGUACAUGCAUGUAGGUUUGCUAUAUUGUAGUUUUCGAUAACCUAUUCAAUUAGCAAUAGAUUGCGAAAAACUGCUCAAUCUCUAAUUAAGAUUCUUUUUAUGAUUGGUAAUUUUAAGUAAAUUUAGCGAAUAUUAUCAAAUGUAGCAAAAAUGAUCGCACCGAUACCAGUUUAUAUAGCGAAUGUAAUCGGAUUCACAAAAUAAUUGAAAACUCCACCUAAAUACUAACCAGAAGCCAAAGGCCGUCAGACGAAACCUUACUGUUCUGAACAUGUAAUAGUCACAAUGUUUCAAUAUACAGGAAAACUGCCCCAACCACCUGACAAGUGGCAUCCAUGUUUUGGAAAAAAACUUAAUCUUUUUGUUUUAAUCCGCCAACUAUACACAAUUGAUUUAUGUUUUCAUGUAGUUUCCCCGUGAUGAGUGGGCCAAACAUGUUAUAUCUACAGUAUUCAACACAACUUCUCCACAUGAUGAACAUGUGUGGUAUUAUUUUACAACAGCGGGGGGUGUUUAAAGUCUGACCGAGAUCAAUAAUACCAGAAUCUGAUGUCUAUGAGUGACCUUCACCUUUGAGUUAGGGAGCUUUUAUUGGCAACACCCAUCUCGAUUUUGUGAACCUUUGUGGUAAGUUAUUGUAAAAUUGCACCAUGUUUGAUUAAUAUGACCUUUGACUUCAAAAUGAUUUUGGAAGCCUAUAUGCGUAAAUCUGACAUUUCAUUGAAAAACUUCUAUGACUGAGUCCAUUUUUUAUUCACAAAUUAUUGAGCAGAAACCCCAGUUUGACGAUGUCCCACAUGCACAACCAGUGAAACAACCAAAUAUUAUUACCCAAAUAACAAGUUUUUGAGAAGAGAUUUUAUAAAGCCUGCUUCCCUAACCUACUGGUUAUGCGGAUACAAAUGUUUAGUUUGUCUGGCACCGCCGCAUAAGUUUUAUAACACUUGCUUUGAUUUUAGAUCGAAAGCAAAUAUUUUUCAUUUCAUAAAAUAUAUAUUAUUGUUCAUAUUCUCAAUGGGGCAAAAAGAGAAAUAGCCACCAAAAAAGCACAAACUUAAAGUUAAGUGUAACCACUGGUAACCUACCUUUGCCAUAUGCACACACAGAUCAAGAUUAAAUUUUUAUGUACCUCAAGUUGAUGGCUUAACUAGUUCUUCAUUUUACUACAAUGGUAUUAAGGAUUGGAAUUCAUUACCUGAUAAUAUAAAGUCCAUCAAAUCGAAAUUUACUUUUAAGAAAUUUGUUAAGAAACAUUUAUAACAUGAAAUGAAGGAAGACGAGAAAUCCAUGUAUUUUUACUUUUAGAUUUGUUUUAUUUUAUGAAAUUGCUUAUUUUUAUGCUAAUUUGCAUGAGUCUGUGUAUUAUCAUGUCAAUGUUUGAAAGUCUCACUUUUUUAAUACGUAAAAGAAAUAAUUGAAAGAUUAUGUCGUUUUUAUCUUAAGACCUGAAACAAACUAUAUAUUUAUAGUCACUUAUAAGACCUGUUUAACAAAAUCCAGGGACCCCGUUGGAAAUAAGCAUAUUCAUGUUUACAUGUCUAGGCUUUACGGGCUAUCCUGUGUAUACAUCAUAUCGUUAUAUUAGUUAGAUCUGUGAUAAAAGGCACCAUUUACACCUCAAGUUACAAUGUAAGCUAUAUCGUAGUAUUUUUAUUUAACAUGUUACCACAUUGUAAUGCAUUGAUUAUAUUGAACUGUAAAAUGCUUGACAUGUAUACACAAAUAAAACUAACUAACACAG
Messenger RNA from Dreissena polymorpha, 5429 nucleotides. RefSeq lists its product as uncharacterized. The record is from RefSeq and is a predicted model, not a curated record. The coding region runs from base 410 to 2104 and encodes 564 amino acids. Lineage: Eukaryota; Metazoa; Mollusca; Bivalvia; Myida; Dreissenidae. Gene Ontology annotation, molecular function: protein binding. The transcript has 5 exons.